CAGUGUGCGAAAGUCCUGACACUGUUAGCGCUGUUAUCCUCAAAGGAAUCUGUUCAUGUGAUUUUGAUGUCAAUCUCAGCAAUCCCGAAUUUUGUCCUAUGUUUCCUAAGAGACCCCGGCCCGGUAUGUGUCCCCAAAAUGAUGAGGAACUCACUUGUAGGAAUACCUAUGAAUAGAGAGGCAUCAAUCAACUGGAUUCUGGUCAGAGAACUUUCACGAGUAAUUUCUAUGGUUGAAGCUUAAUCUGUUUUGAAUUGUUUGAAGCUUGUCAUAGCAACGUCAAACAGAUGACGUCUUACGAAUCUGUUUUGACUUGUUUAGGACUUCCUGCUGCUGUUCAAGAACUUCAAUCAAAUAUAGAGCGGCCAGUCUCUGAUAGAGCUUGAAUAGCCCAGAUGGGGUGUGGAUUCUUCCUCCAAGGAGACGACAGAUUCGAUGCUGAUCAUCACAAUGGGUGAAAGUAGGAGAUUCAACUAUGGAAACCGUGGAUGACCCAAACGAAAAAUCUGUAAAAUUAGAUGAAUGUGAAGGAAAUUGGUUGGUCUCCGUUCAAGAACGGCCCCAAAUAAUUUGGAGGGCACAAUCGAUGAUGAUGGUACAGCGACUUGUUGGGAUGGGCGACGUAUGGGACCAUCACUUAGUGCUCGCCACACAAGUCCCUUCACCACCUCCACGCCAAGCCAAACCCGUCCCAAUCUCCAAAGCCUUUGGUUCCUCCUGAUUCUUGCUCUAACGAAGUGCUUGAUUCUUGAAAGCUAUCGUUUUUCUCCUACCCGUUUGGGCAUUUCGGUCGUCCGUUGUUUCUGUAGUUGCUUCCGGGUCGAACUUCUUCUUCUUUUUUCUUGCAUGGGCGUUGCUGGUUCGAUCAUGGAGGCAAGAACUGUCUGCUCUCCACGUAUCAGACCUUCUCCUCGGGCGGCUUCGGGUCGCCCCCAGCUUCUCUCAGCCUCCAGCAAUGCUCUGUUUUCUGGUGUAUCUCUUGUCUCCACGCUCCAUUUGAGGACAUUUUCACCGACUACUUGUUGGGCCAAGGAAAAAUCCGACCAGGGAAGAGCUGACUGGAGUCACGAAAACGAGAUACCAAUUAUACAGGAGUCAUUUCAGUUGAUGAAAACAAUAACAAAUUUUGCACUGACUAACUUUCUCCCAAUAGCUCUUCUCAGUGGAGUAGCUUUGGGAUUUGCAGAUCCUACUCUCGGUUGCCUCGCACACAAACAUUCAUUGACACAAUUUGCAACUUCAGGAAUAUUCUUUAUAUCAGGUCUGAAGUUGCAGGACAGGGAAAUAGGAGCUUCCGCACAAGCAUGGCCUUUAGGAUUAUAUGGGCUAGCUUCUAUACUGCUGAUCAGUCCCUUCUUGUCCAAACUAAUCUUGCAAUUUCAGCUCACACCUCAGGAAUUUGUAACAGGGUUAGCCAUUUUUACUUGUAUGCCAACAACUCUAUCUAGUGGAGUUGCUCUAACUCAGCUUGCUGGUGGAAAUUCUACUCUGGCACUUGUAUUGACUGUAAUGUCUAAUUUAUUGGGCACUGUUGCUGUGCCAUUUUGGGUAUCAAAGUUCUUUGCCGAUGGUUUUGGUGUAUCCAUCCCUACGGAGAAGCUUUUUUGGAGCCUUAUGUAUACACUUCUUGCCCCUUUGGUUUUGGGAAAGGUAGUGCGUUAUUCCUUCCGAGGUCUGGCAACCUAUGCUGAUCAGAAUAAAAGGGUUCUGACAAUGACCUCUACAAUCCUUCUAAGCCUUACGCCAUGGAUGCAAGUGAGUAAAUCCAGAGAAUUGCUCUUAAUGGUGAAGCCACUAGUUUUUCUAAAAGCUAUUGGGCUAGGAAUAGUGGUGCACCUUCUCUUUUUAGGUUUCAACGCCGUCACCUUGAAGAUUUUCUCAGCUGCCUCUGGUUCGAGGAUGUCUUCUCUAGUGAACAAAAAGAAUGCUCGUGCGCUUAUGAUAGUUUGUAGUCAGAAGGCCCUGCUGAUUGUAGUAGCAGUGGUAGAGCAGCUGAACGGUGCACUGGGCGAGCCCGGGCUGCUAGUGCUCCCUUGUGUAGCAGCACACAUAACCCAGAUCAUCAUCGACUCACUGGUAGUUAACUCUUGGCUUCAAAGAGAUCGAGCACAUGAGAAAGUCAAGACAGCAUGAAGUUUGUCUUCUCGGCAUUUGCUGGGUAUCUGCAUCUUCUGCGCCCUUAAAGAAUAUGGCGCCAAUGCUACUGGAGAACGUUUCAUCCUAACAACUUCGGAUGGAAAUAGCGUGUUCUUCGUAAUGCUGAACAGGCUCUUAAGGACGACAGUUUGCAAUCUUACAUAUUCUGCUAGCCAAAUAUGCUCCUAAAAAGUGGAGCUAUGACUCUUAUCUUCACCUACAUUAUAUGCUCAAGAAGAGGUCAUGUUGCAUCUCUUGGCUGCCGCUAAUGGCAUAGUCCAGACACAACUUUACCAAAGAGGCUAUUAAACUGGCAAGUUUUGAUGAAUAAUUCUUCUCAAGCCCUUGAGCUUCCUCUCUUUUGC
Molecule: messenger RNA, 2501 nt
Organism: Rhodamnia argentea
Lineage: Eukaryota; Viridiplantae; Streptophyta; Magnoliopsida; Myrtales; Myrtaceae
Product: probable sodium/metabolite cotransporter BASS4, chloroplastic
Exons: 15
Coding region: 625-2133 (502 amino acids)
Cellular component (GO): chloroplast envelope
Source: RefSeq, a predicted model, not a curated record